AUGCAGGCGGAUAUGCAGGAGCAGGAGGGUAUCAUUGACACAGUGCACUACGAGGACGGCGACUACGUGAUGGAGGGGGAGCAGGAGGACAUCAUCGACAAGGUGCGCAUCGUGGACGGCUACGACGGGACGAAUGAGGAGCAGGAGGCCAUCAUCGACCAGGUGCUCUAUGAGGACGGUGGCGGCGGGUCCGAGGAGGAGCAGGAGGAUAUCAUCGACCAGGUGCUCUACGAGGACGACACCGACGGUAAGAAGGAGGAGCAGGAUCAUGAGGCCAUCAUUGACCAGCUGCUCUAUGAGGACGGCGGCGGCGGGUCCGAGGAGGAGCAGGGGGAUAUCAUCGACCAGGUGCUCUACGAGGACGGCGACUACGUGCAUGAGGUGACGCUCCCUGGCGAGGCGGAUCCUCCCCGAGUGGCGCGGGAGAUCUUGUUUAAGCACGCGGGCUGGGACGGCGAGACCGAGGAUGACGAUUUCAGGAUGCCGCUCGGGGAGCUUUGCUUGCGCCACGAUUGGGCCAUGGAGUUGUUUGUGGAUCGUUUCGCCGCCUUCCUCGGCGGCCCCUGGAUUGGGCGAGUGCGGAGGAUUACUGGUGUUCGCGCGUUUUUUUGUCUGAAGGUGUACCCCGAUGGCGAGAAGGCGGAGGCGGACCCGAUGCACAUCUAUGAGUGUGGCAACCCCUCGAGCACGCCGCAGUGGGACGGCAUGAUGAUGGAGAAGAUGGCGCUUGAGGAGGAGCGGGUUGCCUCCAUGGCGCGGUGA
Messenger RNA from Prorocentrum cordatum, 762 nucleotides. Lineage: Eukaryota; Dinophyceae; Prorocentrales; Prorocentraceae. The record is from the annotation of a GenBank genome assembly.